Molecule: messenger RNA, 4188 nt
Organism: Darwinula stevensoni
Lineage: Eukaryota; Metazoa; Arthropoda; Ostracoda; Podocopida; Darwinulidae
Source: the annotation of a GenBank genome assembly
AUGGAGAUGCUCAUCGCCGUCGUUCCUAAUCGUGUCGUGAAUUUCUGAGGGAGUGGCGUUGCUUCUUCGCUGAAGUCCCUUUUAAAUAUGUAGGCCUAACUAUGUGUAACUCAGUGCUCAUCAUGGGGAAGAGAAAACGGAAUGCUAGUUCUUCGUGUACCGCCGAUCAAGAUGGGCACCUUGACGGCUUAAAUGGUAGCCUUGAUGAUGAUGAUGAUGGAGAGCCAGUGGAGAAGAAAGAGGAACCCAUCGACUUGGAUCUGGAUGGUGAGGGUAGCAGAGAGAACCAAUCUGUGGAUGAAGCCACAGUUACUUUGGGACAGUCUCUGGUGGUUGCCACUCCUGUUGUUCCUCUGAGAUGCAGCUUGAGGAUUCCAAAGCGGAUAAAGCAAUUGGACAAUGUGAGCUUGUCCACAGAAGUCAAGAAGGAAGACCCCACAGGAGGUGUGAAAGAGACAGAGAAAAUGCCUCCUACUUCUAAUCAAGAUGGUAGAAAGAAACAGAAGAGACCUUGGGAGUCUUGGUCAUUGGAAGACAAAAAUACAUUCUUUGAGGCUCUGAAUGAGUAUGGCAAGGACUUUGAUUCUAUUCAGAAUCACCUAGCCGCCAAAGUCAAGAAGCGAGGACUUGCAAAAAAUAAGGAACAAGUUCGACAUUUCUAUUAUAGAACAUGGCACAAGAUAUCUAAAUAUCUUCAUCCAUCUACAGAUAUCAAGAAGGCCAUUGUUGAACUGUAUGGGCUGAUAAAUUAUGGAGAGUUCCGACGCCGAGUGGGAGGUCAACUGGAUGAGAAAACUGGUGCACUGUUGAAUCGCCUUGUUUAUAAAGGGAGUACAACAUCUCGUCUUCGUGGUCGGAACAUCCGCAUCAAAACUCCUGUUUGCAAAGCCCUCAAAAAGAUCAAUAAUGUUGAAGAACCAAAGGAGGAUGAAAAGCUCCCUGCAACUGUGGCUUUGGAGCUACAACCUCUUUCCAACUUUUCUUGGAUUUAUGUUCAGAGUUCUGCCCAAAAUCCUCGUGUGUGCAUCACAGUCCCUCUCCAGUGUCGCAUCUCAUCACUGAUUCAAUGUUUGAAGCACAAGUGGAAGCCAUCACAAGUCAAACUUUUGGAAAAGGUCUCAGAGACAGUUGGGGAAAAUGACUGUGAGACCCCUCUACCAAGAAGAAGUGCAGAGGAUCUCCGGUUGUUCCCUCCAAAGAACUGUGAUAUCAAAUUCAUUUCACCGAGUGCAAAAGAAGUGCUACAUACAUUACACUCCUCCCUGGGGCGUCUUCGUGACCGACCCACAUCUGCAGGUAUUACUAGUGAGACCCUCAGUUUGGACAGCUUGUAUGAGAGGGCAUUGCAAGGAAAAGUGGAUGUUCUUGCAAAGGAGCGGACUUUUGGACCAAAGCGAGGCAAAAAUAAAGUAAAUUCAGUCAAAAAUGGAGAAUUGAAGCAGCCAGAAUAUGAAAUACAUAGUGAAGAUGAUAUUGGUCGAGAAGGAGAUGUGAGUGAGGAUGAAAGGGGAGUGACAUCACAGAGUGAUGGUGAAAUGGGUGAUGUUGGACCAUCAGGUGAUACCAGGACUGUUGAAAACAUUCAUGAGGUUGCUCUCCAGCAGUUGCGGGAUCUUGAUAAAAUGGCAUCAUGUCCUACUGAAGAUCCAGGUGAAGCACUCCUCUGUGAAUGGGGAAGAAGAGCUGCACAAGUCACUGUUGAAGAGAAAGUUACCAUGCAAGUAGCUGAAGCACGAGAUGGAAAGCUUUUACUUGCUGGGACAUUAAAGGAAAAGUUGGGGAACCGAGAUGCUAAGGAUGGAGAAUCAUCUCAAAGUUCCAAUGAGAAGGAUCCAGAGGCAAAAAAACUUGUGGCAUCUAUGAGAGAAGGCUGGACAGAGAGUUCUGCUGGUCUUCUCACAGUUGGAGAGCUCUUCCUCAUGCUUGGAAAGCCUUCAGUCUUGAGGUUGGACUAUGAGUGGGAAGGGGAGAGAGGUAAAAUGAAGAGAAAGGAGGAGGAAGUGAAUAAAAUUCCAGUUGAAGAGCUAAGUAAGGAUGAAGAAGAGGGCCAUGUGGUGCUGGUCACCAACAUUCUUCAUAAACUUCUUUGCCUUCUGCAAAUGCGCAACAAUACAGUCAGCACACCCAGUAGACAUGGUUAUGAUGGAACUCCAAAAGGGCUUCUAUUCACCACUCCACCUAACAGGACAAAGUUGAUACAAAUUGAAGGAAUUGUGCCUCUGGAAUCAUCUGGGGACCCAGCAGCCAGUUGCUCAAGUUCCCUGCCUCCCUCAACAUCUUCAGAAACCCCUGCUUCUGUCUCUCUACCUUCUCAAUCUGGAGCAUCUCAAACCCUCUUUCGAGUUCCCACUGGGAUUCCUCCUCAUGCACGCAGCAUUCAGCAAAACAAGAUUCAGCUUAGCAAUGCUCAAGUAUUUCAGCAAAUUAAGCAGCUGUUGCCAACCUACCUGAAGGGGAGAGCAGGGGGUAGAAACACCAAGAUGGUGGUUGAGAGGGUGUUACCCCUUCAGCAGCCUUCAGCUGAAGACCAUUCCAAUUCAUCUGUGAUAGCAUCUCAGUCCCAGUCAUCUUCAUCAUCAGUCUCGGAGGCCAAACUCCUUCCAAUUACGAAUCUCAGGCCUCCCUUUACAAGGCCAAAGACAUCUCCACCUCUUCAGUUCCAUCAAGUACAAGUGAACUCUGAUCAAGAUCAGACCUCAAAUCGCCAGAAACUCAUAAUUAAGACAUCAGAACCAAGUGCAUUGCCUGAAUCGGCUCGGCGCUCCCUUUCAUCUCUCCUGAAUGCAACAUCCACAUUAAAGAACUCUGAAGAUAGCCGGAUGGUUGUGACUACUUGUGGAAAUGGACUACAGACCAAGUUCACUCUCACAUACUCCCGGUCUGCUUCAAACUUGGUGACAAAGAUCAGUUCAUGCAGUCAAAGCUCAGUGGUGUCAUCAAGUGAAGUGCCAAAACCCUCACAGAUUGAAGUACCUGUUGAACCAGAUUCAACCUCUUCACCUCCCUCACCUAAUACACUGAAUCUCCCGACAGAACCAGUAUUUGACAUGAACUUGGAGCCUUCUAACUGUAGCUCUGUCUUUUCUGAUCUCUUAAACCCUGCAGGAGAUGCAGAGAGUAAUCAAGCUCCAGCUUCAGCUUUGAAUACACCAACCAACACAAUGGCUGCAGAAGACACUGUCCUUAUACAAGUGACCCCUCCCACAAGUCCAUCAAGAGGACUCCAACAUGAUGAAUGGCUUGCCUCAGAAAUGACAGAUUUCUCUCUGAGCAGUCUCCUCCGUCAUCUUGAGUCUCCAGUGAAGGGAUCAUCCGCACCAUCAUCCUUUUCCCUUUGCGGUUUGGAGCAGGACUCCAGGCUGAGUGCUGAUAUAGAGCACCAAUUGCAGUGCAUGUUGAAUGAGAACAGUGUUGAUUACACUGCCAAGUUUGCUGAUCUGGCUGCCCAGAUUGCUGCAGCUCAAGCCUCUGAUGCUAAGACCAAGAAGUGAAUAUGGAUCUCAUUCCACUCUUGUCAUCAGGACCUCUCUUCUUGGUCUCCUCCUGGUUUCACAUCCAACUAUAGUUCCUUCAGAGCUGGCAUCAUUUAUCUAGUUACCAUUUUAUGUAUACAGUUGUUACUAGAGAACAGAAUGCAAUAAUGGCCUUUCCACUCUUGGAGAAAACUGUAGCAACAGUUCUGCUGUUUUCAUUCUUUCUAAGUGAGGUAUUAGUUGGUAUGCUUGUCACAGGACAGGUCCUCAUCAUGCACCCCAAUUCUCAUGUUAUGAUAGGCCCUAUUGUGAUUGCAGAGAUAGUUUGUUACAGGGUCCUGCUUUUGAACAUCUUGCAAACGAUUUUUUUUGUGUAAGUUUUCAUUUGUGACUCAAGAAAUCUUAAGAUUUCUGCCAGCUGUAUUACAGAUAUAUGAACUAGGUAAAGCAUUUAUCUGGUGACUGCUCCCCGUCUUGAUUCUGUCCAUUCUGCUUAAAGGCUUUCUUAAGAAUCUUUCUAUUUAUACUUUUUGAGGAGGCCUUAUGCUUGAUCAGACAACUUUGUUAUUCAAGUUCAAGUUUUUAAAUGUGAGAGAUCCCCUUUCCUGGCAGAACCUCACUCAUAUUGAUUGCCUAAUGUUGUCUUGUUGACAAACAAGCAGCUGUGACCUCAGGCAUUGUUCAGUUGUUUUUUGUAGAUUAGAGGAUAUUAAUC